Neomonachus schauinslandi (Hawaiian monk seal) is the source of this 2647-nucleotide messenger RNA. It is a transcript of the gene CRAT, whose product is annotated as carnitine O-acetyltransferase. Gene Ontology annotation, biological process: carnitine metabolic process, CoA-linked. Gene Ontology annotation, cellular component: peroxisome. The transcript has 14 exons. The record is from RefSeq and is a predicted model, not a curated record. Bases 229 to 2103 code for a protein of 624 amino acids. Lineage: Eukaryota; Metazoa; Chordata; Mammalia; Carnivora; Phocidae. Gene Ontology annotation, molecular function: carnitine O-acetyltransferase activity.
AACCGGCUGGUGGCCCCGCCCCAAGAAUCCUCCUCCCGGGGGCCCCCAGCCCGCCGCCCGCCCGGCCCGGUGGGUGGGCGCCGGGCCGCCUCCGGCGGUGACUCUGCAAUCUUGGCCCGGGGACUCUAGCGGGGACCCACCAACGGCGGCGGAGGCGGAGGCAACGGCGGGGACUUUGCCCAGUGAGGCGGACCGAGCGGACUGUGUGUCCGCGGGCGGGCCCCAGAGAUGUUGGCUUUCGCGGCCAGGACCGUGGUGAAGCCACUGGGCUUCCUCAGGCCCUCCUCCUUGAUGAAUGUCUCCAGCCGCUUCAAGGCCCACCAGGAUUCGCUGCCCCGGUUGCCCGUGCCCGCGCUCCACCAGUCCCUGGACCUCUACCUCAAGGCGCUGCAGCCCAUCGUGAGCGAGGAGGAGUGGGCCCAGACCAAGCAGCUGGUGGAAGAGUUUCAGACCGCGGGGGGUGUAGGGGAGCGCCUGCAGAAGGGGCUGGAGCGCAGGGCCAGGAAGACGGAGAACUGGCUGUCCGAAUGGUGGCUCAAAACAGCCUACCUCCAGUACCGCCAGCCCCUGGUCAUCUACUCCAGCCCUGGUGUGGCCCUGCCCAAACAGGACUUUGUGGACCUGCAGGGACAGCUCCGGUUCGCUGCCAAAUUCAUCGAGGGCGUGUUGGAUUUCAAGGCCAUGGUUGACAACGAGACCCUGCCCGUGGAGUACCUGGGGGGGAAGCCGCUGUGCAUGAACCAGUACUAUCAGAUCCUGUCCUCCUGCCGCGUGCCAGGCCCCAAGCAGGACACGGUCAUCAGCUUCAGCAAGACCAAGAAGCCGCCCAUGCACAUCACUGUGGUGCACAACUACCAAUUUUUUGAGCUGGAUGUGUACCACAGCGAUGGGACACCCCUGACAUCAGAUCAGAUCUUCGUGCAACUGGAGAAGAUCUGGAACUCGUCGCUGCAAACCAACAAAGAGCCCGUGGGCAUCCUCACCUCCAACCACCGCAACUCCUGGGCCAAGGCAUACAACACCCUCAUCAAAGACAAGGUGAACCGGGAAUCAGUACGCUCCAUCCAGAAGAGCAUCUUCACCUUGUGCCUGGACGCCCCCAUGCCCCGGGUCUCAGACGAUGUGUACCGCAGCCAUGUGGCCGGCCAGAUGCUGCACGGGGGCGGGGGCAAGCUUAACAGUGGCAAUCGCUGGUUCGACAAGACGCUGCAGUUCAUUGUGGCAGAAGAUGGCUCCUGUGGGCUUGUUUAUGAGCAUGCAGCAGCAGAGGGCCCCCCCAUCAUUGCCCUUGUGGACCACGUCAUCGAGUUCACGAAGAAGCCCGAGCUUGUGCGGUCCCCCAUGGUGCCCCUGCCCAUGCCCAAGAAGCUGCGGUUCAACAUUACCCCCGAGAUCAAGAGUGACAUUGAAAAGGCCAGGCAGAAUCUCAGCAUCAUGAUCCAGGACCUGGACAUCAUGGUGAUGGUGUUCCACCACUUUGGAAAAGACUUCCCCAAGGCGGAGAAGCUGAGCCCUGAUGCCUUUGUCCAGAUGGCCCUACAGCUGGCCUACUACCGGAUUUACAAACAGGCGUGCGCCACGUACGAGAGUGCCUCCCUGCGCAUGUUUCACCUGGGCCGCACCGACACCAUCCGCUCCGCCUCCGUGGACUCGCUGGCCUUCGUCAAAGCCAUGGACGACCCCAGCGUGUCGGAGCACCAGAAGGUGGAGCUGCUGCGGAAGGCCGUGCAAGCCCACCGAGCCUACGCCGACCAGGCCAUCCGCGGGGAGGCCUUCGACCGGCACCUGCUGGGCCUGAAGCUGCAGGCCAUUGAGGACCUGGUGAGCAUGCCCGACAUCUUUAUGGACACCUCCUACGCCGUCGCUAUGCACUUCAACCUCUCCACCAGCCAGCUGUGCCGAGACCAACGCAGCCCGCCUGGCGCACUACCUGGAGAAGGCACUCCUGGACAUGCGCGCACUGCUGCAGAACCACCCUCGGGCCAAGCUGUGAGCCCCCUGUGCUCAGGCCUGCCGGCGCCACAGCCACGCCCACCCCGGGAGUGGGCUGCCCACCAACGUUCCGCUCCUUUGCUCCCUCCCCACCGGGCCCUGCAGAUCUGACUAAUGCAGGGCCUGCAGGCCUGAGCCAGGGCCUUCCAUGGGGUCAUCCCCAGCAUUUGCUGGGCCCAGGUCCUGGGCUGAGUUCAGAGGCUGAGUAGGACAGAAGGCCCUGGCGCCCAGCGCGUCACCCAUGAGCCCACCUCCAGGGGAAGGAGCCCAAAGAGCCCGUCCCUCGCUAGGGCAGCAGACUGGGAAGUCCUUUUCUUGCUAGCUCAGCUCUAGCCAGCCCCCUGCCCUCUACACUGCUGGCUCCUAAGGAUCUAGAGCCAGGACUCUCUAGAGCCAGGGGCUCCAGGCCUCCCCGAGGCUGAGGCCAGGGUGCAGGGUGUGCUGGUAAGGGAAACCCAAGGCCUCAACGCGGCCCACCCUGCAUGGCAGUACCGUCUUCCCCGGGGGGGAGGGGGGUUGCUGUGCUCUUUUGGAUCAUGUGGCCCCUGAGCCCCGACUCACUUGCUUCCACUCAGCUUGAUUCCUGAACCAUGUUGAUGGUUGUAUAACAGUAACAUGCAAGGUGAUUAAUUAAUAAAGCAGAAAUUUGUCGGUG